Messenger RNA from Ceraceosorus bombacis, 2387 nucleotides. The record is from the annotation of a GenBank genome assembly. Lineage: Eukaryota; Fungi; Basidiomycota; Exobasidiomycetes; Ceraceosorales; Ceraceosoraceae.
AUGACGAGCGCGGAAUUGGAUCGGACGGUGCGCGUCACGAUCAACCCCGUUCCGCCGGAGCACGCUUCGGAUGGCGAAACAGUGCACGCGAUUGUGCCGCUGCUGUACUACAACGUCAAAACGGGCCCAACAUAUGAGCAGCGUGAUCGGCUGCUCAAGCUCGUCUGGCAGCUUUCGCGCAAGGGCGGGCACGAGUAUUGGGUGCAUCUUCUUGAUCUUAGCCGCCUGGCUAGUCAACAUCAUCUCAGCCCGUACAGCCAGCUGAAGCACGGAGCGCGAGGUGAGUGGCGGCGAUAUGAGGAUUGAUUUCCUUGCAAGUUGCUUACUGCUCGAUUUGCUCUCUUUCAUCCGGAGAAGGUUCUCCCUAUGGAUAUGUGCCCUUCACGAUGCUGCAUCCCCGCAUCGUCGAUGCAACACUGCGCAAGCAGGAGGAGAACGAAGCUAAAUCAGCAGCGUGGCUUCUUUCCAAACGGCAGAGAAGGCAUGAUGAGCUCCGCGCGGCGGCGCAUCAGCGAGCUUCAGAAAGUCCAACCAGCUCCGAGACAAGCAUGGACCUGGACAAAGUUGCUCUCAGUCCGCCCUGCGGUAUCAAGCGGCCGCACUCUGCGAGCUCCGCCAGAGAUGAGAGCGCUCGCACAACCCCGCGGCUCGCGACUGCAGCCGACCUCACUUUGUCCACGAGCCUUGGCGCUCAGGCACGGCAAGGCGACCAAAUCUCACCCAAUGGCAUGGGGCAGUCGCAUCAGUCUGUCUCAAGCCCCAGGGUGGGGUCGACGGAAUCUGGUGGAGGCCUCGGAUUGCAAAUAGGCGAAGGAUCCAACAGCCAGGCACAGACACCUCCUGAAGCUCGUGCAGGCAGCCAAGUUGCCGUAGCUGGACCUCUCGCGUGCGAAGUGUUACUGACACAAGAGAGCGAGCAGCGACGCGGAGAGAAUGGCGCCGCGAGCAGCGUCAACGACGCAACACGCCCCACUGGUGUCACGGUGGCAUCCAUGUCUCAAGAAGCGCAGCAAGCUCUGGCAAUGAAGACUAGCGACACGCAUCCCAUCACGUACGUUUGCGGCGCGACUUUGCCUACAAUCGUUACAGACGCUUACUUGCACAUCUUUUGCCCUACAGUAUUAGCCCUAUCAUACCGCCUGACAUGCUGGCAGAGAUUUCGCAAAUCGUCCUGAACAUCUUGCCCGCGUGUGUAGAUGCCGCUUUCAAAACGCCAGAAGAGCGCCAGAAAACGUUAAAGGCGGGACAUACCAGCCCCCAUGCUGGCGGUGGAGCUUUGCACGAAGUGCCAACGCCGUCGGUCGAUGCUCGCGACGUUCACGUGUCUCGGCAAGCGCGCGGCGAGAAGUUGCUGCGAUUACCGCCCAGCUUGGACAUGGUGCAAGUGGGCAAGACGGUGGAGAAGGAGACAAUCGAGGCCGCGAAGAAGGCAUAUGAGGCGUCUCAGCCAUCUCGUCCAUUGAUCAGCGCAACCGCGAACGGCACGAAUCCGGUGGAAUCAGCAGCCGGCGAUGCUACGCUCCAAGCGAGCGGAGCAGUCGCACCCGCGCAUAGCGCCGCUUUACCGGAAGAUGUGCAAGCGCAGGCAAGGGCUGAAGGCCAAGCUGAGGCAAAGGGACGGUCCACUGAAGAAGAAGCACAUCGACCUUCCAUGGGCAACAUGCUUUUGUCUUCUUGUCCGGGAAAGAAAGUGCGUCUAACGGGCCCUGUGCGUGGCAGAGGCGCCAUUUGUCGAGACCUUGGACUGGACCUGAAGCGCAUUCGAGGACUCGGUGUCGGUGUGGUCGUUUGCUGUCUAGAUGACACCGAGCUCGCUUUCCUCGGAGCGCCUUGGGAGGAGUACGAGCGAGAGGCCGAUCAGUUGGGCAUGGACGUGGUUCGUCUGCCCAUGGCAGAGGGCUUUGCUCCAACGUGUGCCAAGACGAUCGACGCGGCGAUGACAUCCAUCGUCUCGGACUACACGCUCAAAGGCGUGCAUGUCCUGGUCCACUGCCGAGGUGGUGUUGGCCGAGCUGGCUUGAUCGCGUGCACUUGGAUGUACAAGCUAGGCCUUGUUGGCUCAAAGUGCGAAGCUCUGGCAACGGCACCGGCACGAGCUGCAAACGAGGCAUCGGCAGACUCGACCGAAUCCGACGCUGAGCGGCUGAUCUCGACUGUGGAGCGGCUUAUAGAGACAAUUCGCAGAAGGCGCAGUCCCAAGGCUAUCGAGACGGCCGAGCAAGUGGCCUUUAUCGUUGAGGUGAGUCGCAUUGCCACACAAUUGCAGAUCGCCAUGCACCUUUUCCCCAGCAAUGCUGACGCAUGACCAUCAACAUUAGUACGUCAAUUACAUACACCGACAGGAGCACGAACACGCGCGUCUAAGCUGCACGGACUCCAUGUCGUAA